Molecule: messenger RNA, 255 nt
Organism: Eruca vesicaria subsp. sativa (arugula)
Lineage: Eukaryota; Viridiplantae; Streptophyta; Magnoliopsida; Brassicales; Brassicaceae
Source: the annotation of a GenBank genome assembly
AUGCUUGUUAAGAAGAGACAAGCUGAAGCUUCUCGUAUCAGAGACAAGUAUCCAGAUAGAAUACCCGUCAUUGUUGAAAGAGCCGAGAAGAGUGAUGUCCCUGAUAUUGACAAGAAAAAGUACUUGGUCCCAGCUGAUCUGACAGUUGGUCAGUUUGUUUAUGUUGUGAGGAAGAGGAUCAAGCUCAGUCCUGAGAAAGCCAUCUUCAUUUUCGUCAAGAACAUUCUUCCACCUACUGGUUUGAUUAUUCCCUAA